CAAUUUGGCCCGCAAUUGAAUUUCAAUUUCGCCUCUUUUUUCCUUCCACUUAAUAUCUCCGCCUCCUCUCCAUACCGAAGUCCCCCUCUCCCUCUCCUCAACCUCUCUCUCUCUCUCUCUCUUUUCCCUCUCUCCCUCCCUCUGAAACCCUAACCUUUCGUACAGGAUUCGCCAUGAAAGGAAGUAGAUCGAAGUCGCAGGUCAAGAACACCUCGCUUUCUGUCAACAAGAAAGCAGGUGGGGCUUCGAAGCCAAGGAAACCAGCUAAGAAGGCUGCAAAGGACCCGAACAAGCCCAAGAGGCCUGCGAGUGCCUUCUUUGUUUUCAUGGAAGAGUUCAGGCAGACGUACAAGGAGAAGCACCCCAACAACAAAGCGGUGUCUGUUGUUGGAAAGGCUGGAGGAGACAAGUGGAAGUCAAUGUCUGAGGCUGAGAAAGCUCCUUAUGUAGCCAAAGCUGAGAAGAGGAAGGCUGAGUAUGAGAAGAACAUGAAAGCUUACAACAAGAGACAGGCUGAAGGGCCAAAACCAGAUGAAGAUGAGUCUGAGAAGUCUCUGUCUGAGGUGAACAAUGAGGAUGAGGAUGAUGAUGAGGACGGCAGUGAAGAGGAGGAAGAUGAUGAUUAGGUUGGGGCAAAAGGAGAUAGCUUUAGUGUUUAUGUAGAUCGCCACAGGGGCUUAAACGUCUUUUUCCCGUAUUUCUCGUGGCUAUAAUUGAAUGUUAGUUUUUUUUAGUGUCCUUUCUCAUGUGAUUUUGGUUUUGCCCUUCAAGAAAGAUUAGUACCCGCCGAAGGGUAAAUCGCCUCUGUGUUCGCUGCUAUAAUGAUGAUAUUUAAAGGGCUUUCUUCCCUUGUAGAGCUUUUAUUAUUGUUCAAUUUACUCGUAUGAUAGUUCCCUGAUCGGUUCA
This is a messenger RNA of Punica granatum (pomegranate), 906 nucleotides long. NCBI's taxonomy places the organism in Eukaryota, Viridiplantae, Streptophyta, Magnoliopsida, Myrtales, Lythraceae. The record is from RefSeq and is a predicted model, not a curated record.